CGCGCGCGCGCGUGCGUGUGUGUGUCUGUGUGCAUGCAUGUGUGUUUAUGUGUCUCCACUUUCUCUACUUUUAUUUGUCUCCGCCUGGACUUUUUCGGCCUGAGAUGCGGAGGAAUCAUAUUUGAUUAUUCUUAUUAUAAGGGGGAUUAUUUCUUCCUUCACACACUCUCCUCCCUACACUGUCUCCCUCUCUCUCACUCUCACACACACACAUACAUCCCCCUCCUAUCUUCUAUUUUUUUCCCCUAUUUUUUUUUUUUUUACCCCCUUCUACCACCACGCCAUUUGAAAUGAGGAGGAGAAAGGGAAAGCACAAGCAAGCAGCAAGCAGCGGCAGCAGCACCAGCAGCGAGGAGAGGAGAGGGGGGAGUGAUGAGUCAAUACAACUAAUAAUUUAAUGGGGACAGAGAGGGAGAGACGGAGUGAGAGAGGGGGAGAGACAGCAGAGAGGGAGAUAGAAAGAAAAGAGGAGCUCCGUCCGGACGCCAAUCCCCAACCAACAGGACACCUCCUACUAUUACUAUCGCAGGCAGCUCUCUUAUGCAUCCACAGCAAGCCUUAUUUAUGCUCGACAUCGGAAAGUAAAGCGCACUUUUUGACCCCCCUCUCCUUCUUUUAUUUUGCGAACCUGUUUCGACUGUCCGCAUAUCGUCUCCACAUCGCCUCCAACGCGAUAGCAGAGACUGUCGGUUAUUAUUAUUAUUAUUAUUUUUCUCUCUGUGUGUGUAUCAGCCGGUAGUCAGAUCUAGCUAAGCCGACGUAGAGCUAUUUUGUGAAGGCUCUCUCUCCUCCACACAGCGAGGGUUUAUUAGGUCUUCGGCGGCGGUUAUUUAUCAUUACAACUGUGUCCGAGGUGCUUUGCUUUCCGCUGCUCACUGUACUGAUCGGCUGCUGCCGAUGUAGCGAUUUGGAUGUUUGUGGUGCGAACUAAAGCAGAAGUCGCCUUCACUUGUAACCGAUCUGGACGCGGCUAGACCCGCUCACUUUGUGCUAAAUGUCGCCGGUUCUGACGGUCUCGGUUGCCGUUUUUUUCCUCCUUCCAGCUGGACGGAAUAAUAAGCUAACGGACGCAUAGACAGACACACACACGCACAAACCGCUUACCAAUGUUCGCCUAUCGCGGUCCAUCUCGACCUCGUCGUCUCUCGCACAGACCCGGGUUGUUGUUUUUCCCCUCCGCCUGCCAGUCCUCCGCGAAGAAGAGCAGGAGAAAGCGUCUUUUUAAACACUGAUUAUUUUUUUCCCUGCUAUCAUGCACACAUAGAGAGAGAGGGAGAGAGAUAACAAGACCGGGAAGCAGGAGUUGUUUUGAGUGUCUUUUUUUCUUUUCUACCCUGGCCAAACUUGAAGAAGACGUGUUUUCCAGGCGGUGUUAUAUGCUCCCCAGUGCUGAAGAAGUGCUGCGUUUCAGGUGAUAGUGAGCAGAGGUGCUGAGAAUGAUGGACCAUCUCAGCGAGGCGUGUUUGGGCAAGGAGAACUCUGAGCUGGUCAACAGCAUGGCAGAGGCCAAGGCCCCGCCGGCCAAGCUGCCCCGGCUGGAGCAGAACGGCAGCCCCCUGGGCCGGGCCAGGCUGGGCAGCACCGGGGCCAAACUAGCCGGGGUCCCGUACAAACCCACCGGACACCUGCUGAAGACCUGUCACAAGAGAGGCAACAUGCUGCCCGUGUUCUGUGUGGUCGAGCACUACGAGAAUCCCAUGGAUUUUGACAGCAAGGAGGAGCAUGCGGAGUUCGUCCUGGUGCGUAAGGACAUGCUCUUCAACCAGCUCAUCGAGAUGGCCCUGCUGUCGCUGGGCUACUCCCACAGCUCAGCGGCCCAGGCCAAAGGUAUGAUUCAGGUGGGGAAGUGGAACCCCGUCCCCCUGUCAUACGUGACAGACGCACCGGACGCUACAGUGGCUGACAUGCUGCAGGACGUCUACCACGUGGUCACGCUUAAGAUCCAGCUGCACAGAAAUCUAGCCAGUAACACCUUAAAUUGUUUCGCCGAGCACAACGAGCCAGGAAGUUGUCCUAAGCUGGAGGACCUGCCGCCCGAGCAAUGGAGCCACUCUACAGUAAGAAACGCCCUCAAGGAGUUACUCAAAGACAUGAAUCAGAGCUCUCUGGCUAAAGAAUGUCCCUUAUCACAGAGUAUGAUUUCCUCCAUUGUGAACAGCACUUACUAUGCAAAUGUGUCGGCGGCGAAGUGUCAGGAAUUUGGGCGCUGGUAUAAACAUUUCAAGAAGACAAAAGAUAUGAUGGGCAUGCGCCAACCCUCCCAGCUGGAGGGCUACCUGGGGACGUGUGUCCUCCGUGAGAGCCCGCGUGCCAAUGCACUCGCAGAGAUGGAUGGCCUGUCUGACCUCUCUCCACCCGGCUCUAAUCACAACCACAACCACAACCACCUGGGCUUCUCCCAGCAGCAGCAGCCCAUCCCAGGCAGCACAGCAGAGCAGACUCCUUCCUCGCCGGUGCCCCCGAUGCCUCACGCUCCACCGCCGCACGGUGGCCAAACCGGCGGCCGACAGCCCCAGCUUCCUGGUCUGCACCACCCGGGCCUGGUGUCCACGCCCAUCAGCCCCCAGCUGGUCAACCAGCAGCUCGUGAUGGCACAGAUCCUGAACCAGCAGUACGCAGUGAACCGGCUGCUGGCGCAGCAGUCCCUGUCGCAGCAGUACCUCAACCACCCACCUGUCAACCGCAACUCCCACAACAAGCCCAUGGAGCCACAGGUGGCAUCCAACACGGAGGUGUCCGUUGAGAUUUACCAAUGGGUGAGGGACGAGCUGAAGAGGGCCGGCAUCUCACAGGCCGUGUUCGCCCGCGUGGCCUUCAACAGAACCCAGGGCUUGCUCUCUGAGAUACUACGCAAGGAGGAGGACCCUAAAACAGCGUCCCAGUCGCUGCUGGUCAACCUGCGCGCCAUGCAGAACUUCCUGCAGCUGCCGGAGGCCGAGCGCGAUCGCAUCUAUCAGGAGGAGAGGGAGCGCAGCCUCACGGCGGCCUCGGCGAUGGGUGCCCCUCCUCUCAUCAGCACUCCACCCAGCCGACCUGUACAGACACUGCAGCCCCGGAGGGAAGACUGUAACAGCAUAAGGCCCGAAGACAGGAAUCCCAGAAUCCCCGUGGGCCUUUCCCCUGUGAAACCGUCGCCUAUGCCCAAUGAGUGGAACGGCAAAACAGAGAGCUGCAUCCUCAACAUCAACUCCACCAUCUACGACGAGAUCCAGCAGGAGAUGAAGAGGGCCAAAGUUUCCCAGGCCCUAUUCGCCAAGGUGGCCGCCUCCAAGAGCCAGGGCUGGCUGUGUGAGCUGCUGCGUUGGAAGGAGGAUCCCUCUCCGGAGAACCGGACCCUGUGGGAGAACCUGUCCAUGAUCCGCCGCUUCCUGAGCCUGUGCCAGGUCGAGCGCGACGCCAUCUACGAGCAGGAGAGCAGCGCCGGGCAGCAGCACCACAACGAGCGGCCCACGCACCUGAUGCACAUCUCCACCGAGCAGCCACAGGCUCUGCCGCCCCAGUCACAGCAGCACCACCACCCGCCCUCCCUGUCCCUCCAGAACCCCUCCCAGCCCCUUUUGUCCCAGCAGCCCUUGCAGCAACUGCAGCCCUGCACCGGCCCCCGGUUGCCGCCUCGCCAGCCCUCCACCGCCUCGCCAGCGGAGACGGAGGACGAGAGCAGCCGCGGGGGGAGCAUCAAGUCCCGCACCUGCGGAGGGAAGAUCUCCCUGGAGGCCCUGGGCAUCCUGCAGAGCUUCAUCCAGGACGUGGGCCUGUACCCCGACGAGGAGGCCAUCCACACCCUGUCGGCCCAGCUGGACCUGCCCAAGCUCACCAUCAUCAAGUUCUUCCAGAACCAGCGCUUCUACAUCAACCACCCGGCCAAGGGGCCCAAGGAGCCGAGCAACAACAACAACAACAACAACAACAGCACCGCGGCCACCACCAACACCAACACCAGCAGCAGCAGCAGCGGCAGCAGCCCCGCCUUCGAGGAGGAGCUGACGGACUUCAGGGAGAGCGGAGAGCUGCUGAAGGAGCUGGACGAGAGCACGCAGACCAACAGCACCAUCUUCUCCAUCAAGCUGGAGGAGCAGCUGGCCCGGGGCGCGGAGGCCCAGUCAGAGUCAGAGCACGAGGCCAAGGAGUAGGACUCUGUGUGAACAUAUACUGAGAGGUUUGGUGGGCGCACACACAGACUGAUGACUGUGCUAAAUGUAACGCCUGGCCGACACAGAACCACCACACUGCAAAUACAGAAAAGUAGUGUUUUUAAUCAGUACAGCGUCUGGACUGUAUGAGGAGUGUUUAUAUAUAUCAGACUGACAGGCUAUGUGAAGUGAGUGCUCACACACUGGAAAAAGCCCAAUUUCAGACUCAAGUACUACUUUUUGGAUUUUGUAAAACUUGUAUUAUUCACUGUAAAGACUGAUGCAUCAUUUAAAUAAUCUGCACAAAAAAUUAUUCUAAGUAUGUUGCCGUGAAUAUUUGCUGACUGCACUCUAUGUCUGUUGUUUUACACUGACUUACUUUAUCUUUUUUGAGCUACUGAUUAUAUUUAAAAAGAAAAAAAGUCCCCGCCCCCCACCCCCCCUGGAGUUUGACAGGACUUUGAUAGGUGUUUACGUAUGUGAUGUUUAACUGGAUUUUUAAAAAAAGGAUGAAAAAAAAUAGGAAAUGAAAUCAAGGACCAAGUGGUUGACAAGGCCUUAAUUAUGAGGUAUCAAGUCUGGAGCCUGCUGGCAGAUUAGUUAUUCUUUUAAAAAGCGCAUAAUGUGAUUAUGGAUCACUCCAAACUCUGGAACGCGAUCACCCAGCCCAGGUGAAUCUCCGAGAAUAGCUCAGUCUUUACGUAUUAUUUGUUAGGGAGGAAAUAUAAAUAUAUAUAUAUAGACAUUAUAUUGUAACUGUAAAAAAAAAAAAUACAGUCUUAAAGAAACUAUGCCAACAAAUGCCUUGUACUAUACGGCACUGCCGAUGUUAGAUUAUUUUGCAAAACCUUUGUCACUGUAACUCUCUGAAUCGCCACACACAGUUAGAAAUGUGAAUUACACCAUGUUUAUGUUGUCCGACAUUAUUUAUUUGCAGUUCAUGCAGUGUUUCUGAUGUAAUUACUUUUUUUUUAAAUUUAUGUUAGCUUUUUUGUUUUGUUUUUGUUUAUUUUUUUAUUCCACCGAUCUUUUUUCUAUUUAUAAAUGUGAUUUUUCGAUGGGCAGUAAAAACAAAAAGUGUCUUAAACGUUUUAAAUGGAGAAAUGUGCUUUAAAGGUUGCCUAUAAAAAGUGCUGUAUGUCGAGCAACUCAUGCUACAAGCUUCACAAUUAAUGUUGUAUGCAAUUUUUACUAUCAUGCAAAUAAGCUUAGGUAAAAUGACUAACCUAUAGAACACCUUAGAGAGAAAAACAUAUGCAAUCUGUGUGAAAAUCGAUGUCUGCGAUGUGUCUUCCUUUGGUUAACAAUCCAAUUCAAAAAGCUAUUCCUGUAUAAAUAUUCUGUAUAAAAGUGUUUCUUUUUUAUGAGUUUAUUUCAAGGAGAACACCAGUUAUUUUGUUACGACUGACUGUUUUAUAAGUGUUUCCUCGGUUCCUUUCUGCAGAAAUGUUCUAACUAGAAGUGGUUAUUGAUUGUUAAUUACACAAUUAAACUGUUUGUAUUGUA
Centropristis striata (black sea bass) is the source of this 5636-nucleotide messenger RNA. RefSeq names its product SATB homeobox 1b (gene satb1b). Bases 1437 to 4130 code for a protein of 897 amino acids. The record is from RefSeq and is a predicted model, not a curated record. Gene Ontology annotation, biological process: chromatin remodeling; regulation of transcription by RNA polymerase II. The transcript is spliced from 14 exons. Lineage: Eukaryota; Metazoa; Chordata; Actinopteri; Perciformes; Serranidae. Gene Ontology annotation, molecular function: DNA-binding transcription factor activity, RNA polymerase II-specific; RNA polymerase II cis-regulatory region sequence-specific DNA binding.